Molecule: messenger RNA, 786 nt
Organism: Sclerotinia sclerotiorum 1980 UF-70
Lineage: Eukaryota; Fungi; Ascomycota; Leotiomycetes; Helotiales; Sclerotiniaceae
Exons: 4
Coding region: 1-786 (261 amino acids)
Biological process (GO): carbohydrate transport; transmembrane transport
Cellular component (GO): membrane
Molecular function (GO): carbohydrate:proton symporter activity
Source: RefSeq, a predicted model, not a curated record
AUGGUGUCGACGGGGACAAAUAUGCGCGACGAGAAGGUCGACCUUGAUGACCUCAAGGAUCACGAAAUCGGUCAUACCGAGGAGGUACCCAAUAAGGAACUCAUUUCCAAUGCUAUGGAUGUUGAAAAUCGUGAGCAUGAGAUGGGCAUGUGGGAGGCAGCUAAAAUGCACCCAACCGCUUGCUUUUGGGCAUUCCUCUUUUGUUUCACUAUCGUCAUGGAAUCAUUUGAUAUGUUUUUGAAUGGUAACUUUGUUGCACUCACGGCUUUCCAAAAACGAUACGGAGUUCUUGAUUCAGAUGGAACACGCUCUAUCGAAACGAAAUGGCAAAGUGCACUCUUUCAAGCCGGUCAAUGUGGUGCCUUUGUUGGUGUUUUCUUGGCUGGUCCCGUUACCAACCGUCUCGGAUAUCGUUGGACCACCAUUCUGGCUUUGGUCUUGAUGAAUGCUACAAUCUUCAUCUCUUUCUUUGCCGAUUCGCUCGCUGUUCUUACCAUUGGACAAGCGUUUGAAGGUGUUCCUUGGGGAUUUUUUAUCGCAAACGCCCCAGCAUACGCCAGUGAAGUCGUUCCUCUUUCCCUCCGAGGUGCAUGCACUGCUACUCUACAAAUGUCUUGGUCUAUUGGUAGCAUCAUUGUCGCUGGUGCCACCUAUGCAUACAAUAAGAAGGAUAACGAGUGGGCUUGGAGAGCACCUCUCGCCUUGCAAUGGAUGUUUCCCCUUACUUUCCUAGACUCCUAUCUUGGUCCUAAUCGCUUUUCGCUCCCGAAUCCCCUUGGUGGUUGA